AUGGCCCGCAAAUCCUCCAAGAAGCAAACGCGACUUGCUUUCGCCCCGGCACCUGCCCCGCAUUCAGAAGGCGGCAAUGAUGACGGCAACGACCGUUUCGCAAGACUCUCCUACGGCCACCCUAGUCUAUCAACGGUCAGAAACCCGGGGUCUCGUAGGGGUACACCCGUGUCGCCGAAAAAAGAAGAGCGAUCGUCAAAGUCGUUCAAGCGCGCGCAAUCUCCGACAAACGAAAUAAUCAAAGAGCGGAAGGAUGAAAAGAACAAGAAAGGCAAAAGCAAGACAGAGAAGAGAGAGAAGAGAAACAAGAAGAAAGAUAAAAGGACAGAUAAAAAGAGAAAUCAGGGAGAGGGGGAGAAAACGCCUCCGGUGCAACAGGAUCCAGGAGAACAACCUUCCGACGAUGAGGUCGUCAUGCCUCGUUCUGCGAAGCGACUUCGACGACGGGAGCCUUCUCUUGAGGUGGCGACCAUGGUGCCUCCAAUCUCAAUGCCCAACCCAACAACUUCACACGCGCACUCUCCUGCAGGCUCCCAAGAGGGCGCCAUAAAUAUCAGUGAUUCGGAGGAAGAAUUAAUACAGCCCCGCCGCAGGCUGAAGAGAAAAGCAGAAAUGUCACCAGUCGCACUCAGCGAUUCUGAAGAUUCAGAUGAGCUCGUUGUCUCAUCUCCUGUGAAGAGGCGCAAGCGAAAUUUGACUACUGAGACCCCUCAAACCCCGCAUUCCAGCGCCAAUCAAGAUCAAUUAGAUAUCGAAGAAGAUCUGAGAGAUCUUGAGGAUUCAGUGGUUAGAAAAACUAGGACUCGUGGACGGAUUGCUGAGUCCUCCAGAAAUAGGCGGUUACAACAUCUCGAGACCUUGCGGCGCAGGCGUGCAGGGUUGAAAGAAGAGAGCGAGAUUGAAUCGGAGUCCGAGGAUGACCAGCCGCAAACAAGUCCAAUUCCGCAAAGGUUCGACUUCUUCAAUACACACAACGAGAACGAAGAUAGUGAAGCCGAGUCUGAAAUCGGCGGCAACGAAGACCUCGACCGCUAUGAGGACGACUUUGUGCUGGAAGAUGAUACCGCUGAGCUCGGUGUUCCGAUUGAAGAAAUUCCUUUUGAAUUCACUCGACAUGCUUAUAAGCAGACAAAAGAGUAUUUCCGCGACGUCGUGGGCUGGAUGGUCCAUAAUUGUGUGGAUCCAGCCUUUCCCCGGUCAGAUGCUAUGUACCAGAUGGCGUUCAACAAAUUGGAGGAUGAAGUGAAAGGACGCGCAGGCUCGUCGCUGAUUUCAUCCGUAUGGAAUGCCAAAUUUUCUUGGACGCUCCUAGCUCGACCCCAUCUUGAACUCACAGCUUUCCCUACAGAGGUAGGGCAUUCAUGUGAUGCUUGCAACCGGUCUGGCCACCCUGCGUCGUCCGAUUUGAAAUUCUUUGGCAAACCAUACUCCCUAGAGACGUUGGAGCCUCUAUCUGAUGAAAGUGAUGACAGCGAUGAGAGAGACAGCAAUGACGAUGAAACCAAGCCGGAGCAAACGGAGAAUAAAAGGGAUAAGCCAGGUGUUGAUCGAGACAAGGACGGCCAUAUCCUGCCUCAUGAAGACACGCGCUUCUAUUUAGGACGGACUUGCAAAAGCAAUGCCUACAUGGCACAUACUCUGACCCACUGGCGCUACCAUCUCAACGAAUGGGUCGUGGACUACCUCAGACGCAAGGGCCACAUGGAAGACUCGGAAGUUUUGCGUCGCAACAAUCUCAGCCAGAAACGUAAGACUCGGAAUGCGAUAGAUAUCAUCGAACAGAUGGCUGCAGCAGGCGAAAUCGAGAAUCUCUAUCGUGAUUUCCAUAUACAUCUCAAAGCGGCGCGAGAGAAGACGUCCACCAUGGAAUAA
Molecule: messenger RNA, 1872 nt
Organism: Penicillium macrosclerotiorum
Lineage: Eukaryota; Fungi; Ascomycota; Eurotiomycetes; Eurotiales; Aspergillaceae
Exons: 5
Coding region: 1-1872 (623 amino acids)
Cellular component (GO): nucleus
Source: RefSeq, a predicted model, not a curated record